Molecule: messenger RNA, 1010 nt
Organism: Rhagoletis pomonella (apple maggot)
Lineage: Eukaryota; Metazoa; Arthropoda; Insecta; Diptera; Tephritidae
Exons: 2
Coding region: 23-1006 (327 amino acids)
Biological process (GO): regulation of transcription by RNA polymerase II
Cellular component (GO): nucleus; transcription regulator complex
Molecular function (GO): DNA binding
Source: RefSeq, a predicted model, not a curated record
GACUACUCCAGUGACUCGAAAAAUGGAUCGAAAUAUAUACAAUAUCACCAUCGUCACCAACAGCAACGCUAAUACAUCCGGACCCAGUACAACAUUGGAAAGUACAGUGGGAAAAGAUAAAUUGUGUCUUCUAGUUAAGAGCUAUAGGUGCCUUUAUGAUACGAACGAUCCUUCUUUCCACAGUAAUAGAGAGAAGAUGAAAGCUUGGGAGAGUAUCGCUAAUGAUCUGGGAAAGUCAGUAUCUGAGUGCAAAGAGUGCUGGAAAACGAUACGAACUGGCUACAAAAGGUACAUCGAAAAAUGCAAAGUCAAUCCAAAUAUCCAACCUUACUAUUUGUCUGAACAUCUAACAUUUCUAGAACCAUUCGUAAGAAGAGAAGCUACAAAAGAAGAAGUACUAGUCAAGAAAAAUAUCCAAGCAUGGCGCAAGCGUAAGCACUUAACCAGUACCACUGUGGUUACAAAUACCAAUGUAAAGGCUAAGGGCUCAAUCAAGGACUACUUCAUUAUAUCGCCAAAGCGCUCAUGUUUAGGGAAUACUGAAAUAGUAAACAACAAUAAAGAGUUAGACAACACCCCAUCGACGUCAGCAGCAGCAACAGUAACUCGUUCAGAAGCAACAGAGCCACGAGCAGCAACAACAUUAGAAGCAGCAGCUAUAGCAACAACAGAGGCAACUAAGCACCAAUUUAUAGUCAACCAUGAAAAUGUUAACAACAAUGAGCAGGACAAUUUUACGCCGAUUUCAGACGAAGAAUGGGCAGCAGCAGUUAGAGCAAUGGAAACAAUGCAAACAAUAACAGAUUCACGAUCAGCAACAACAGCAAAAGACGCACCAGCAACAGAAGACAAAUAUCAGGAUAAUGAAAAUAAAAUUCAGUCUGAUGAUAAACGAUUUUUGGAAAACAUAUCGGAAGCAAUGCAAAAAAUGAAUGAUCGUUCGAAAAGUAAUUUCAAAGUUCAGGUUUAUGGUAUCUUGGAUAAAUAUCAAAAUACCUGCACUUAGCAAC